This is a messenger RNA of Panicum virgatum (switchgrass), 627 nucleotides long. RefSeq lists its product as uncharacterized. The transcript has 3 exons. NCBI's taxonomy places the organism in Eukaryota, Viridiplantae, Streptophyta, Magnoliopsida, Poales, Poaceae. Gene Ontology annotation, molecular function: nucleic acid binding. The record is from RefSeq and is a predicted model, not a curated record. The coding region runs from base 1 to 627 and encodes 208 amino acids.
AUGAUCAAGAAGAAUCUGAAGGUGUGGGAAGAUUGCUUGCCACAUGUUGAGUUUGCAUACAAUCGAGCCAUCCACUCUACCACACAAAUGUGCCCAUUUGAGGUGGUGUACGGUUUGAAACUGAUCACACCACUUGAUUUGCUGCCACUUCCACUCCAAGAGUGCACAAAUAUGGAGGCUUCUAAGAGAGUUGAGUAUGUGAAGAGCAUCCACAUGAAGACCAAACAAGAUAUUGAGAAGAAAUCCAAGCACUAUGCUGCCAAGGCAAACAAGAACCGAGAUGAUUAUGCAGUGAGCAACACAUUCAACGUUGCUGAUUUAUCUCCAUUCUUUGGAGAAGAAUCAGAGUCGAGGUCGACUCUUUUUGACGAAGGGGAGGAUGAUGAGGACAUCCCAAGUGAUGAACAAGAUAACCCACAUGAUGGACAAGAUGACGAUGUCUACAAGGGAUCGUUGACUCGAGCAAGAGCACAACUACUACAAGAUGAGGUUCCAAGAGGAGGCCAUGGGAAAUCUGUCCCUGUGAUGGCACCAGAUUUUGCAACAGAAGUUCAAGGCAAGAACUGUACCAAUUCCAAAGGUUUCACCAUGAGUAUCCUAUACCGUUGGAAGCAUCUUGAAGUCUAA